UUUGCGACGUAUACUUGCUCGGCAUCAUGAUCUACUGCGUAGAAAUGACGGCAAGGCUCGCUGGCAUGCUGUUACUGGCCGUUGCGUUAGCUGAUUGUGGACCUACCCUGAGCACGCCGACAACGCCGCCGACAACGACCGAGUCCGUAAAGAGACCCAUCGUCCUCGGUGACCCGGUUUCGGCCGCUGGAACGUGGCCAUGGCAGGCUCUGGUGUUAAACGAAGGCAACGUUCACUGUGGCGGAUCCCUCAUCAACCCGUGUCACGUGCUCACGGCGAAGCACUGCGUUCAAGGUCGCGACCCUACAAAGCUGGCCGUCGUGAUGGGAGAGCACCAGCGUUCUGUGGCCGAAGGUCGAGAGCAGACGCGGAAAGUAAUCCGCUUCAUUCAACACCCGUCGUGGGACCUCGCCAUUCUUCAGCUAGAGCAGAGCUUUACGAUUAACCAGUUUGUGAAGCCCGUCGAUCUAGCAACCGUAGAGCCUACGAUACACAGUCAGACCAUAGUCACCGGAUGGGGUCAAAUCGAUCCGAACACGGUGAUCGGCGGUAGGUUGGCCGAUACGCUGCAGUUUCUACGGAUUCCGGUCGUUGACAAGUCCAGAUGUAUCGCCGAAGGCAUUGCUGUUUCUUCCGAGCAGCUGUGCGCAGGCAAAUAUUUGCAGCUGUACGCCAACGCCUGCUAUGGUGAUUCUGGUGGACCUUUGGUGCAACGGAGACAGGGCAAAUAUCAGCAGGUGGGGGUCGUUCAGGGUGGGAAAGCGGGCUGUCCGGACAACAGUCACUACGCGGUGUAUGUGAGCGUCCCGCAGGCUUACAGCUGGAUAAAGCAACAGGUUCCAACCACUACGAUACAACCACCGCAAGGAGGGACGACACUGUUUGGCCUGGUUUCACGUUUUGCUGCGCUGGACAGGACAUCGAGCUUAUAUAGCAUCACUCAAAAAUGCUGAGAACACGCACGCACGCACACGCCCACGCCCAACGCACACGAACACACAGCUACAAGUAAGACACACACGGAUCGACACAAAUGAAGACGUAGUAGCUAUUUAAAAAUAUCGAAAUACGGUGUUUCAAUAAAAAAAAUCAUUAUUUUACAUUUCUAUUUUACAGUUAAUCGCGCGCUCUCUCUUUCUCUUUCUCUCUUGC
Molecule: messenger RNA, 1152 nt
Organism: Priapulus caudatus
Lineage: Eukaryota; Metazoa; Priapulida; Priapulimorpha; Priapulimorphida; Priapulidae
Product: coagulation factor IX-like
Exons: 3
Coding region: 27-953 (308 amino acids)
Biological process (GO): proteolysis
Molecular function (GO): serine-type endopeptidase activity
Source: RefSeq, a predicted model, not a curated record